Molecule: messenger RNA, 1349 nt
Organism: Ostrinia furnacalis (Asian corn borer)
Lineage: Eukaryota; Metazoa; Arthropoda; Insecta; Lepidoptera; Crambidae
Exons: 2
Coding region: 96-962 (288 amino acids)
Source: RefSeq, a predicted model, not a curated record
UCGAAGAGCUCGAUCCGGUCCGCUGCGUUGUUUGGUGAAUUAUCUAACGAUUUGUUGUCGAACAUCUCUUUAAAAAUGUUGACACCAUAAUUUCGAUGAACGCUCGUGUAGACUGCGCGAUGGAGUGGUCGAAAGAUAAGACUUUGAAGUUGAUCGAACUGUUGCAACUGAACGCUAGUCUGUGGAACCCGUCUUUGUGUGAUACUCGGAGGGACAAACAGAAGCGGAAAGAGGAGUUGCGUACUAUAUCCGAGAUCUUGGGUAUAUCUGUGCCGGACACGACCAAAAAGAUCCAGCAUUUGAGGACGCAAUAUAACAGGGAGUCUGCUAGGGAAGCGCGAGCAAAUGCAGAGGAUCCCCACGACCGAUACAUUAGUAAUUGGUACGCGUUUGAAUAUCUACACUUUAUGAAGGAUUCUAGCAAACCGUACAGAAUUUUACAGACGGACCUGAGUUCUGAAACAAAUGUACUGCCACCACACUCGGAAAGCUCCAUUGUUGACUGCAAACUAGGCAGCAUCUCUCCACCACACAAAAUUACAAGAACAGACUCUUUCAGCUCUCCAAAAUCUGAUGUUGUAUUUCCUAGCAUACAAAGAAAUAGAGAUGAAUUCUCUGUCUUUGGGGAGUAUGUUGCCAAUGAAUUGCGAUCUCUGAAAGGAGAAAAGAAUCUUUUGGUGGCAAAGAAAAAGAUACAGGAUGUGAUAUUUGAAGUUAAAAUGGGCAUGAUUUGUGAUACAAGAGUAGAACAAAACACUGCUUGCACUGUAUACACACAUACAAGCCAACCUCAUAAUACUACAGCGAUACAUAGUGGAAAAUUAUUCACAAGCCCUACAAUGACAUCAACCACGCACAUAGAAUCUCUGCCUACGGCCCAUACGCCUCCGACUUCAAGUAUCAGCGAAAUCAUCAUCAAUGGGGCGUGCCAUUACACAAACUUUAAAGUUGAUACUCAAUAGCAGUGUCAUCCACUUCCUAGCAGGGAAGUGGAUAAAGGAGAGCAUAAUAUUUUACGGAACUAAGAAUUAAAUCAUCACAGUAUUUACAUUGACAUGCUAAUAAAGUACAUUGUGUUAGAAUAGAAAGUUUCUAUAAUUUAAGAUGCUAAUGAUAAUAUUAUGUUUGUAAGUAAUUCAACACUCCUGCUCAUUUUUAUGUGCCAUUAAUUUGUGGCAAUUUUUUUUUAAUUAUGAAGGUAUUUACGAUGAAAUUAGAUAAUUUUGUUUGUAAAAUAUUUUUUGUAUAAAUAUCUAGUCAUACACCCUUGGCUCAUGUGUGCCAGUAGUAUUACAUUUUUGUGUUCAAGUCUGCAACAAGUUUUACUAUUAUUAAAUAAAUAUAAAAAA